Messenger RNA from Brassica rapa (field mustard), 4806 nucleotides. Its product is annotated as GDSL esterase/lipase At2g40250-like. Gene Ontology annotation, molecular function: hydrolase activity, acting on ester bonds. NCBI's taxonomy places the organism in Eukaryota, Viridiplantae, Streptophyta, Magnoliopsida, Brassicales, Brassicaceae. The record is from RefSeq and is a predicted model, not a curated record.
UUUUCAAAGUUUUUAGAAAUUAUCACUAACCGAUUUAUAAUUUGUUAGACUAAAUAUCUAAUAGAACCGAAGAUAAAUAGCCAUUUUUUGAAAAUAUAGCAGAUGGAAAGAUCGAACAUGUUUUAUGUAGACCAUAAUCAUAUCUAUGGAUUCGUAUAGGAACUAGUUUGAUAUUAAAUAAUACAACCAUCUUGGAAUAUUAAGUUGUGACAAACAUCGUUUAGUUUGUGAAUGAUAAUGUUGAAGUGUUCAUAUAUAUAACAUAGUUAGUGAAAUCAGUUUAGUUAAUAAGGUUGGUAUAAAUUAAUGGUUGAUCUCUGUAAAAGAUGCAAUUUUUUUACAAUGGAUAUUGUAUUCUGUUUAUAGUCUCCGAAGGUAUUAACUAUUAAAUAAAUCACAAAUAACCAUAUAUAUAAAUAUAGGGUGGAUAUUAUUUAAUAAUAGCAUAAAAUAAUUAUGAUGGAAUAAUGCGUAUAUAGUAAACGUAUAUGUAGAGAAUUAGGUUAAUACCAUUUUAUGACUAACUUGCCUUUAAUGAAGAAUAAUUAAGUUAGUAGUAUGAGAAAUAAUAGGAAUUCUAGUUGAAUGAAAUGGUCCAACUUAUGACUUAUUUUAAGUAGAUUUUUUAGGACUUUUUCCCUUUUAAUAGUAUUGACUAGAUUUUGACCCGCGCUUAGAAAGCGCAGGUUUAUUUUUGAAAUUAAAUAAAUUCUUCUUAUAUAAGAGAUAAUGUAUAAGUUUGAGUAUAUUUACCCGAGUGCACUGAACCGUAUCAAACUGGGAAAAAAACUCAAAAUUAAGCUGAAUUUCAUAAAUAAUCGAGCAUAGAAAAAAUAGAAACCAAAGUAAGGAUCAAAUGAGUACUUAAAAUUUUAAAAUACAAAUUAUAUACCUAUUAAACAUAACUAAACCAUUAAAAAUUCCUUCUCUUUUAAUAGUAUUAAUAUGUGGUAAUGAUUACAUUUGAAUAAUCUAACAUAUAUUCAUAUGGAUUUAUUGUUAGAGCAAUUAUAUAAUAGAUUAUGAAAAAAUAAUAAAUGAAUUCAUUUAAAUUAUGUAAAGUAUUUAUAUAGUUAGAGAAAUAUAAGUUAAAACCAAAUAAAUAAUUAAAGUCUAAUGAAAUGGUCCAACAAUCUUGUUGAAGUAGAUUUUUUUAGGAGUGAUUCCCUUUUAAUAGUAUAGAUGUUUAUAAUACUUGAUAAUUUUAAGUCUAUAUAAUCAAUAUUUUUAGGUAUAUAAGUUGUAUUUUGGAUAUUCAGAUUUCCUAUUUGGUUUCGAUUUGAUUUUUUUUUUUUCAAUUCCAGAGAUAUAGGAACCCAUCUGAUUUUUCUGAACAUUGAUUCGGUUUGGUUUCAUUUUUUUGUUAUGUUUCAGUUUUUUUUAUGUUCUCGAUUUAUAUACCAAAGCCAAAAUUUGUUUGUGCAAUCUGUUUUAUAUUUGAUAAAUAACUGAGUUAAAUUUUUUAAUGAUUGAUUUUAUAAAUAAAAUAUUAAGAUUAUACCAUAUUAAAACCGUUGCAAGUAUCCAAUUUAUGAUUAUAGAAUAUUCUAAGUAUUUUGAUGUGUACGCAGUGCAAGAAAGCAACCGUCAUUUGUUGUCCAUAUGGAUGGGGAGCUAUCUGAUUGGUUUACAAAAUUUAUAUGAAUCUAUUAUGUUGCUGACAAAAAAAAAUAUUUUGAUGUUUAUAACUAUGAAUUUAAAAAAAUUAUAUUUCAUUGAUAAAAUACAAAUCAGUACCAUCAAUAUAUUAAAAUGUAAAAUAUAUUUUUUAUAUACCGGAAAUAUUUAGUAAAUAGUUAGAAUCUGGAGGGAUAUUCUCAAAGUUCUUACAUACAUUUGUUAAUUUUUAUAAACUCUGUUAAGACAAUAUUUGAGUUUUAAUAUUAAAGAUCUCUAUCUAGAUUUGCUCCGAUUUAUUUCCAAAAUAUUAGAUUUGCUCCAAUUUAUUAGUAAAAUAUUUUAAAAAUAUAAGCGAAUGAUUUAAGACAUUUAUAAUAUUUCAAAAUCUAGAUUUGCUCCCAUUUAUUUUCCAACUAAACAGGAUAUGUUUAAAUUAAAAGUUUGAAUUUAUUUUGUUUGCUAGUUUAGAUCUUUCUAUAUGAAAAGAUUUGAAAAUUCAGAUUAUUAAAUUACAGUUUAAUUGUAUAUUUCUAUUGAUAUGUGUUGGUCGUGUUUUUUCAUAUACUUAAGUUCAUGGAGAUUGGAGAAAAUAACAUGUAAUGAUAGUUUACAUUUACAUUUUGUGGAUUCAAAUAUUGUGACGUAUUAAUCUUCUUUUAUUAAGUUUGAUACAUUACGUUAUAGAUUUGUUUCAUUUUAAAAUAUUGAGUAAAGCUGUUUUAAAUGAAUUAUGAUAAUAUAUAUUUAAGUGAAAUUGUUUUAUUGUUUAAUUAAAUUUUAAAAACAGUGGCGCUACUAUAAAUACUAACAAAACCAAGGGGACGUUAAAAAAAGGUCUCUUGUAAAUAGUAUAGAUGAGAAUUACAGCUCUAUAUAUACUAGAGGUGUUCAAUCCGGAUAUCGGUUCGGUUUUUUCGGUUAGUAAAAUAUAACUAUCAUUCUAAAUCCAUAUUUAAUGCGGUUCGGUUCGGUUUAUAAACCAUCGAUUUUCGGUUUAUUCAGUUUUAUACCAAAACAUAAUUAUUUAGUUUGGGAUGAUAGUAUAUAAAUUUCUGAGUCAUAUUUUCAUCCAGUCAUUUACUAAAAAAUAUUAUAUUUUUAAAUUUUUAAAAAACGUUUAUACCUUCAGAUGAAAUAAUCAAAUCUAGAAUUAAAAUCAAAGCUUGGAAUUUUGAAUAUAUAAAUUAAAAAAAAGAGAAUAAUGAAAGAAAAGUUUUUUCAUUCUUCCAUAUUUGGUGCUCAUCAAAAUUAUGCUUCUUCGAGUGAAACUUUGUUCGUUUAUAAAUAAGAAAAAAGUUGUGAAGAUUUUUUUCUAGUUAUCAUCCAUCAAAUUUAUAACCUUCACUUCAAUUUAAUCAAUGCUAAAAAGAAAGCAAAAUGAUUAAAAGAAGAAGAUUAAGAAAAUAAGAAGCCUCGGUUGCGAUGAAUUUUUCUUUAUUUAUAUUUUAAGUGCUUUUCAAAUUAGGAUUCUUUAUUACUAUAAAAAAAUAUGGUAAUAAUUAUUAACAAAAGAAUAACUUAUAUAACAAAUAGAUUUUCAUGUGACGUUAUAAAAUAUGUACAUAUUUACAUGUUUCUAUUUUUUAUCGGUUUUGUUCGGUUUAUUCGGUUUAAUCGGUUAUAAAUCAAACCAUAUCCAAAUCCUACUAUAAAAUCAUAUCCAUUUGGUUUAUAUGGUAUAUACCAAAACCACACCAUAUUAUCUAUUUCGGUUCGGUUUGGUUUGGUACGGUUUGGUUUUACUAUAUUAGACAGGCCUAAUAUAUACUGAAGUUACAAAAUCAUACUCCUACAAUAUAUGAGAAAUUAUACAAUUAGUGUGGAAAAUGAAAUAUAUAAUAAAAUGAUUGUAAUGAUUGAGUGAGAUAUAUACUCUUUCCUUACAUCAACUUCACAUCUUUUUCGGACCCAUGUGGAAAUCAAUAUAUAUAUUUCCAAUUCUAACAUAUACUUAUUCGAUUGUGUUUCUCAUUUCCAUCUUACAUCGAUCUCACAGUACUAAGCAAAAACAUGAACCCUACUCAUGACAAACCAAUACUACUUACAUUAUUCACUCUUAUUCUCCAACUUUCAAACGCUAUCAAUGCAUCACCAUCCCCACCCAUAACGGCUCUUUACGCAUUUGGCGACUCCACAGUUGAUUCCGGUAACAACAACUAUAUCCCUACUCUUUUCCGGAGCAACCAUUCACCCUAUGGUAGAUCCUUUCCGGCCAAACUCUCCACCGGAAGAUUCUCAGACGGAAAACUCGCCACCGACUUCUUAGCCUCCUCUCUAGGACUCAAAUCCACUAUACCAGCUUACCUCGAUCCUUCGGUCAAACCACUUGACCUUUUGACUGGCGUUAGUUUUGCCUCGGCCGGAGGUGGGUUAGAUGAUCGCACGGCCAUGCUAUCGUUGACUUUGACCAUGGACAAGCAAUGGAGUUACUUUGAGGAGGCGGUACGUAAGAUGAAGAGUGUAGUUGGAGAGUCGGAGACUAACAGGGUGAUUAAGAAUGCUUGGUUUGUGAUUAGUGCGGGGACUAAUGAUAUGAUCUUUAACGUUUAUGAUCAUGUUCUUGGGAGUUUUAUCUCGGUUUCGGAUUAUCAAGACUAUCUACUCAGAAACGUCGAAGCUUUUGUCCAGAGACUACACGACGCAGGAGCCCGAAGGAUUACAGUAGCGGGACUACCACCAAUAGGAUGCCUUCCGGUGCAAGUAACACUUGGUACUGUCACUCUCCCUCGGAUCUUCCAUAAACGGAUCUGUACGGAAAACCAGAACACUGAUUCUCAGCUAUACAAUCAAAAGCUACUGAAGCUAAACUUCCUUUUCAGUCAGAGGCUUCGAGGCUCCAAAAUUCUUUACCUCGACAUCUACACUCCAAUAAUGGACAUGAUCAAACAUCCUUAUAAAUACGGAUUAGAAGAAACGUUAAAAGGAUGUUGCGGGACGGGGUUCUUAGAAGCAGGACCUCUAUGCAAGUCGUUGUCUGGAACUUGUGAUGAUGUUUCCAAGUAUUUGUUCUUCGAUUCUGUGCAUCCUACCCAAAAGGCUUACUCUGUCAUUGCUACUUACGCCUUACAAAAAUUGUUGCCUCUCCUCUAAUUUGUUAGUGUAAAGAUGACACUACAAUUGAGUAAUGCAGAAAAUAAAUCAAGAGAUAAAAUAGAUAUAAGCAACCAACUAUUGUUUUAUUAGAAA